Messenger RNA from Colletotrichum truncatum, 720 nucleotides. RefSeq lists its product as uncharacterized. The record is from RefSeq and is a predicted model, not a curated record. Lineage: Eukaryota; Fungi; Ascomycota; Sordariomycetes; Glomerellales; Glomerellaceae.
AUGACAAGUCCACUUCACUAUUCAGUUGACCCGUCAACUAAUCCGGCCACCUGGCCUCCCCAAGAUGCAGUUGAGAAGCACAUUCACGACUGCAAGGUUAACAUGCUUUUCGUCAAUACCAACGGCACGUCAGAUUUUCGCAUGCUCCGUACAGGCACCAACAAGCAUAUCCAUCAAAUCCUGAAUCAGAUCAAUAGUCAUGUAGACCGCGGCCUCUAUCAACUAUACAGUUUGAACGCAUCCGCAUACACCUGGGUUGUGACUAUUUAUACAGAGAAGUCAGAAGAAGAACUAUUAGGUUUGGGUGGGCUCCAUUGGGACGGCAAGGAUGACACCCUGCCUGAGGUCACGCAAGCCAACACGUCAACUUCCGUACUAUAUUCUGUUGACCUCUCUUCCAACCCCGACCCAGACAGAUGGCCUGGCUCAGUGUCGGGUUUCAUCGACAUCAGCAAGGUGGACGUCCUCUUCGUCAACAUCAACGGCGCGACGGAUUUCAACAUGCUUCGCACAGGAACAAACGAGAGUCUUGAUCAGGUCUUGAAGCAGGUGACUCGGCAUGUGAAUCGCGGUCUCUAUCGCAUAGUCAAUUUGAGCAUGACUGAAUUCUCAUGCGUGGUGGUCUUAUUUACAGAGAAGUCACGUUCGGACUUAGUAUGGAAGAAUGGAUUCCCUUGGGAUCAGAAGCAGGAUGUUCAGCCCGAGGUCACGCUUAAUUAG